UGUGUCUUUAGGUAUGUCGGGUGACCCAUCAGAUCGCGAGGAAGGGGUGGGAUAUGAUGAUAAUGAUCAAGGGACAGCUGAGGCGUCUGUUGAAUUUCACGUUGUUCGCUCUAGUCGAGCUAACUUCUCGGAGCCAGAGGAGGUAGGGACCUCCCAACCUCAAGUCCCGAAGAAAGUAAAGGGGAAAAGCACAACCGUGGAUGCCAGUGGCCGACCUGAUGAUCGUGAUAUUAAAGCGUCUCGGUGCACGACUGGGUUUUUGGAGGCCGUGAGGGCCACUUUUGGUAUCCCGGUAGAGUACCAACUGUCCGUGAUCCCGGAGGGGAAAAAGCUGAACGACGCGCCUCCGAAGGGCACUAUCAUGCUGACCCUGGAGCAUCUCCAGUCCGGGAUCCGCUUCCCUAUCUCGGAGCAGUACAAGCGUUUAAGCAAUUAUUUCGAGGUGCCGCUAUCUCAGAUUCAUCCGAACGGAGUUCGGCAUUAUUCUUGCUUCCUGGAGUUGUGUCGGCAAACCGGGGUGGUAGAUUCUAUGCGACUGUUCUGCUGCUUGUACCUGUUGUCGUUUAAAGAUCGGAAUCAUUUCGCGUACAUCCGGCUUCGAGGAGAGAGGAAAGAGGUGGUAGGAGGCUUAGUUACUGGGAUAACUGACUCCUUAAGGGAUUUCAAAGAGGAUUACUUCCAGAUCACCCACCCGACUGCCUUUGAGGGGAUGGUGACUGCUUGGCAGGACAAGUGUUACAAACCAGAAAAAUGGUUCCAUACCCCUGCCCCUCUGGAACUGGCCGAUAUUAUUAAGCUCCGGGAUGCUUCUCCCGUGGCGGACAAAGCUCAUGCUGAUGAUCUUUGUCCGAAGAAGUUUUUUGAAUUCUGGAAGAGUUCGGAUCCUGUGAAUAAUAUUGAUGUGGCCAAGCUCGCGAGCAAGAAACGCAAAAGACCGGCAGCCCGAGCUGCCACUCCGGCGCCCCCGUCUGUUCCAAAAGCUGCUGCGGAUGCGACCUCGGCUCCGCGGGUUGCGGGUGAUCAAGGGACCUCGACUGCUGGCAUUCACGUUAUCCCGCUUCGGGUUCAACUGCCCGGAGGGAUUUAUGUUCCCCCUACUGCAGAACCCGUGGGGGACAUUCCGUUCGUGGACCUAGGGUCGGCCGAGACCGUGGUGGGACCGAGGCGAGCUGAGGAGGUUCCCGAGGAAGGAGCUCCUGGGGGAGGUGGCCCGAGCACUCACAGGCCUAGACGCGAGAUCCCGGAUCUGCCGGAGAUCUCCUCUGAUACAAGCACCACCGCCCCUGGUCCUCAGACGAUAACUAGGACCAGCUUUGCCGAGUGGGUGAGCCGUCAUAACGAUGGGGCCCGCGCGACAUUGACCGAGCUGCCCAUUGCGGGGGACGUAGCCCGGGUGACCACGCUGCCCAUAGAUCUGGCCCACUACAAGACGCACAAGCCCGAGAAUAUGCUGGCUGCGGUUUCCUCUCUCUGCCUUCAGGCUGCGCAGAUGUCUUACUUGGCCGACCAAAACGCCAAUAAGAACGAGGUUGACCUCCUUCUUGCCAAGGACCUUCUGCUGUCUGCGAGGUCUAGUCUCCGGGAUGCUGAGAAACGAGCUGUCGAGGCGGAGAGGAGGGCCUCGGAAGGGGCUUCCUUGGUGGCAAGUUUAGAAAACCAGCUGAAGGAGUCCGAGGACCGGCGUGUCGAGGACUUGGGAGUCCUGGAGUCUUUGCGGAAGGAUGUUGGUCGGUUGGAGACCGAGAAGGCUGCUGACAAAGAGGAUUUUUCAAAGCAGCUGGCCGACCUAACGCGCCGGAAUGAGUUGGCGAGCAAAGGGCUCCGGGACACCGUGGAUGACCAGAAAAAGAAGCUGGAGGAGGCCACCAAGCGAGUCGGAGAUGCUGAGGCUAAAGUCGCCGAGUCUGCAGCUCGGGAAGAAGGUCUGUAUGAAGACUUCCGGAAAAUGCUAUAUGUCGGGGAGGUCCAGGCCGGGGAGUAUGUGAGGGGCCGGUUUGGAGCUAACGUUGAUGUUUCGGACUUCAAGCUGGACGUGCUGGAGCUGCACCGCCGAGCUAAAGAGCUGCCCGAAGAUUAUGACAUACCGGCAGAUAUUGAAGAUUAUCUGGCCGAUGAUCAGGGCGAGGGCCCAAACUGAGGCAAUUUGUUUUUGUAAUUGUUGAACAAUUUAGUUUUUAGUUUUAUAGUUUUGAACAAUUUUCCUUGUCUUUGUAAAUUUUUGGGAUGUUUGAGCUUUGAGCUCUUUUUGCUAGUUUGAAUAUUUCCUUUCGUAUACUUGUUUUUUCUGAA
Mercurialis annua (annual mercury) is the source of this 2289-nucleotide messenger RNA. RefSeq lists its product as uncharacterized. The coding region runs from base 14 to 2137 and encodes 707 amino acids. Lineage: Eukaryota; Viridiplantae; Streptophyta; Magnoliopsida; Malpighiales; Euphorbiaceae. The record is from RefSeq and is a predicted model, not a curated record. The transcript is spliced from 3 exons.